Messenger RNA from Amoebophrya sp. A120, 1653 nucleotides. The record is from the annotation of a GenBank genome assembly. Lineage: Eukaryota; Dinophyceae; Syndiniales; Amoebophryaceae.
AUGUGCGCCAAACGGAAUUGCUCUUCGCACGCGACAUCUGGUCCUCCCUGUGCCACCCUCAUGAACAAAAGAGUAAAAAUCCUUCCACGAGUUAUGUUGCCAACAGCUGGUGUUCCUGCUGCAGCCGUAGCCCUUGCUUCGCUUUUAUCUUUCCAGCUUCUCGGAGGUCCUGCAAUACUAGCAGUCCAGAACCAGAACUUGCAUCAUCAAACGGCACCACGUCCAUCGCUUGCUAGUGAUCAAGACGACCUGGACCUGCUAGCGAGCGAACGCAGCGCCUUCAUCGAGGAAAAUAACCGGCAACUACAAGGGCGAACCCAAACAAGACGAGAAGCGGAACUACAACUAGCCGCAGGCGCAGCUUCAUCAGACAAAAACCCUUCGUCUACUUCCGCCCCGAUCGUCCAGCUGUCUUCUUUCGCGGAAAAAGACGCGGCGAAGCAGAUCCAGGACCUGAAGCUCAGCGACCAGAAAACGUCCAACUUCGCGCAGCUCGCCUCCCCCUGGGCACUGUGUCGAAAGCGAAACCCGGCGCGGUGCGAGAGCGAAACGGAGGCGGAAUCGCCCGGGUUGCAGUGCGACAAGGUGGACUUCUCCAGCUCUCCGCACGCGGCGUUGCUCGGACAGGAGUCGGCGAAGUGCACCCACCACAUCACCCAGCCGAUCUUCUGUUUUGAGAAAGAAGACGGCAACUGCAUCCCGUUGAGUUACUGUGAGAAGGCGCAACCGGGAAGCGGUGCCGUGGAGCCUUGGCACAUCUUGUACGGCAGCGCGCUGUUCGAGAAGUUCGACACGAGUGAAAACGAAAAGGAUGAAAAUCCAACAAAAAUAACGGAAACCAAACCGCUGAAGUGCCAGAUGAAGUCCUGCGAGAAGAUAACCUUCGCUUCUUCCAGCGGCGACGCGAAGGAGGUUCUCGCCCACAAGGUCCGGGUUUGCUCCAACGCGUUUGCAACCACGAAUAGCGGAUCACUGCAGAAAAUCCGGUACCCCUUGGUUUGCGAGUACAGCCAACGGGCCGACGCCUGUAAGAUUCGGAACCGGAAGGAAAAACCCUAUCCCGAGGCGGUCGGAGCAGACUUACAAGGCGGGGAGGACGACAAGCAGAAUGUGAACCCGGACGAGAAGAUUGAGAAGGUGUUCGGGGAAAUUCAGAAACUGUCCCAGUGGGUGCAGGGCAACGUGCAGGAGGCCUUUAAGGAAUUGGAGCAGGCGAAAAAGCAAGUUUCCGAGAAACUGAGGGACCUGGAGAAAGCGGCAGAAAACAGACGGGUCGCGAAGCAGAAACUGGUCGACUACCUAGCCUACAGAAGGUUUCAAGUGCAAACGCGCACACCGGCCCUGGCGGAGGUGUUGCAGCGGUUGAGUAGAUCGCAGAGCGACAGGUUGAUGGCCAGUGGCGUGGCGGGGGCAGACGUGAAAAAGGAGCGAUAGCUCCUGUAAAGUUCUCUAUUCUCCGUGGUGUGGCAUUUCGUGGUCCUGUUGUAGUAGACUAGAAAUAAGUUGAUGAAGACGACGUGCUGUGUAGUGUGUCCUCUGGCAGCUACAGCACGAUGACGAUGUGAGCCAAGCUGCCGCGUUGAAUGAUUUCCUUUGCGAAUCAUGAUCAUGAAAGAUGAUUCAUGCGCGAAACUUUUGCGCAGGCGCCCGCAC